This is a messenger RNA of Daktulosphaira vitifoliae (grape phylloxera), 660 nucleotides long. RefSeq lists its product as uncharacterized. NCBI's taxonomy places the organism in Eukaryota, Metazoa, Arthropoda, Insecta, Hemiptera, Phylloxeridae. Bases 68 to 562 code for a protein of 164 amino acids. Gene Ontology annotation, molecular function: calcium ion binding. The record is from RefSeq and is a predicted model, not a curated record. The transcript has 4 exons.
UAUUUUCAAAUUCGUUAAUUGUAUUUACCUGUUGUAGUUAAUUCAUACGUUGUAAUAUAACCACAAAAUGUAUAAUCAAAUCGUCUUAAUAUUUUGUUUUGUGUGUACUUUCAUUACAUACAUUAAUGCAUCAAGCAGUUCAUCGGAUAAUAAACAACCUGCAAUUAGACUGUUUAAUCGACACAAAAAUGAGGCAACAGGUAUGAUUGGCUUUAAGGAAUUUAAAAAUAUGUUUGGUACAGAAUUGAAUGAAAAUAAAUUGCUUCAGGAGUUUACCAAAUACGCAAACGGAAACAAUCAAAUGGAUUUAAAUGGACUUAAUAAUCUCCUGGAUGACACAAUAGGGAAUAUGACAGAAAAAGAUUAUAAUAAAGUAUUUAAAGCUAUUGAUAGUAAUAAUGAUGGACAAAUUUCUGUUGGAGAUCUUCAUACUAUAAUAGAUCGAAUUAAUCCUGAUUACAAGAAAAAUAUUGAACCUUCUUUAAAUAUAAACGAUAAAGAUAAAAAUAGACUUAUUUCUCUAAAAGAAUUCCUGCAAGUGAUGAAUGAUUUAAAAGAAUGAAAACAUUAAGAAAAUAUUAAGAAAAUAUUUUAUCAUCUUAUGUGAUAUUUUUUAUGUUAUACAAUACUAAUUAAAAUAAAAUAAAAAUAAUAACGAGA